Pieris rapae (cabbage white) is the source of this 4020-nucleotide messenger RNA. RefSeq names its product ras GTPase-activating protein 1 (gene vap). Gene Ontology annotation, molecular function: protein binding. The record is from RefSeq and is a predicted model, not a curated record. The transcript is spliced from 20 exons. Lineage: Eukaryota; Metazoa; Arthropoda; Insecta; Lepidoptera; Pieridae. Bases 399 to 3197 code for a protein of 932 amino acids. Gene Ontology annotation, biological process: regulation of GTPase activity.
UGUCAUUUUCCAGACAGAAUUUCUAAACAUAAUUUUCGCGUUGUAAAUUGUUCGGUAAACCAUCCAUGAUUAAAGAUUUUUAAAUAAAUACGAUAUUUGUUAGGGCGUUGAAAAGAUCGAAACUAAAUAUAAUUUCUCAGUUCUUGUUACAUCAACGACAUCGAUGAGAUUAACUGACGAAGUACGUGAUGUUUAGCGACUUUAUUACUAUUAUAUAUGCAGUCUAGACGAGUAUUAUAUUCAGACGAAGCUCGGGCGACUCGGGGACUGACAACAAGAAACCUUGCCUACAAUAAAAUCGAUGAACUUUUACUUUUAUGUUUACAAAUGAAUAAUGAUUGUUUUAAAGUUAAGUUAAACUGCGUUUAAUUGGAAAGUUAUAACUUUAAGAGAAAAAAAUGGCUGAUUUGAUACGAGCGAUGGGGGCUCCGAUUGGACCCCCUAUAAAGGACAAGUUAGGAUCACCCUCUACGGAGUCUGAAGACGGGGGCGGCGAUAUUGCCGAGUUGACUGCUGAUUUAGAGCUUGACGAAGCUGACGGACCUAGCACUAAUGGAGAAAGACAAGCAGUGUUGGCUCCUCCAGAAAGUGAGUGGUACCAUGGCAGACUUGAUAGAUAUACUUCUGAAGAAAGAUUGUGGGCUACAGGAAAACAUGGCAGUUACCUGGUUCGAGAAAGUGAUCGAAAACCUGGAUCAUAUGUGUUAAGCUAUCUUGGACGUACUGGAAUCAAUCAUUUUCGCAUAACAGCCGUAUGCGGUGAUUACUAUAUUGGGGGUCGUCAAUUCGAUUCCCUCACGGAAUUAGUUGGAUUCUACAGCCAUUGUUCGGAUUUACUGAAACGUGAAAGACUCGUUGAGCCCGUUCCACCGCCCGAACCUGUCAAUGAUAAGAAGCGCGUGGUCGCCAUCCUGCCCUACACCAAGAUGCCAGACACGGAUGAGCUCACGUUUCAGAAGGGCGAUAUUUUCUUCGUACACAAUGACAUGGGAGACGGCUGGCUAUGGGUCACUGCACACAGAACGGGAGAGCAAGGAAUGAUCUUCAGGGAGUUGGUUGAAGACCUGGAUCCGUCAAUCGAUCCAAAUACGGUUUUCUCUUGGUUUCACCCUAAUUGUACUAAGAGUGAGGCAGUUGAUAUGCUAGUCAAAGCUGGGCCUGGAAGCUUUUUAGUCAGGCCUUCAGAUAACUCACCUGGCGAUUACUCCUUAUUCUUCCACAUCAAUAAUCAGAUUCAAAGGUUCAGAAUCGAGAAGAAAGGUGUUCGAUACCUGAUGGGUGGGAGGACCUUUGAAUGUUUGGAUGCUGUGAUUAAUAGAUACAGGAAAGAACAAAUUGUUGAAGGACAUACGCUUGGGCAGCCACUUAUAGCCGAGGGCCACCAAAUAGAACCGCAACAGAACACGACAGGCGCUGCAGCGGAGAAGAUAUACGCCACGCUUCGUGAAUGUCGGGACCAGAUUGGUUUGAAGAAGAUGAAGGGGAUCAAGCAUCAGGGAUACCUUCACAAGAAGUCGGAUAAGGCGGCUAAGAAAUGGAAAGCUCUAUAUUUCGUCCUCCUCCAAGAGGGGACGGAUACUCAUCUGUACUUCUACGAUUCUCCUAAACGUACGAAGCCUAAGGGGUUGAUUGAUCUGUCGUGCGCCUAUUUGUAUCAGGUCCAUGAGUCCCUAUGGGAGCGUGAAUUUUGCUUCCAAUUAGUGGAAAGGGCGCUGCCAUGUCUCUCGACGCACACUUUCCUCGCUGCGUCCACAGCAACUGAACUCCGAGGAUGGCUGGACGCUUUGCGUCCAUUGUGUGUUCCGCAGCAGGCCAGGCAUCAGUCUAAAGUAUCUCGUGUGGUAUGGCUCCGGGCAUUGCGCGUACGUUGUGUGACCGCUCACCGUCUGCCGGCCCGUUUGGCGCCGCGUCCGUACUUACGCUUGGCGUUGGGCGCGGCCCCCGUCGCACGUACGCGACCGCGCCCAUCGCCCGACCCGCAUUGGGACGACGAGUUUGUCUUUGAUGAUGUGCCUCCAGACGUUACCGCGUUCACUAUUACGGUACAUAAUACGGGCAAGAGAGGAAAGGAAUCUGAGGUGGCAGAGUUGACGAUCGAAUUGGCGAAUCUCGCGAAUGGCGAAGAAGUUGAAGAGUGGUAUCCGCUAGCGGGAAUGACUCCUAUAGGUGAAUGGGGUUCGCUAAGACUGCGUAUAAGAUACAUGCAAGAACUAGUGAUGCCUCGUGAAGAAUACAACCCACUGCGGCAACUGCUUCUAGAACCGGGUUUGCCUGCUGUUAAGGCGCUCGCUGAUUUAUGCAGGACGGACAGACAACCAUUGGCCACAUCGGUCCUUCACGCCUUUUCCGAGUGCGGUCGCGGUGCGGAACUGGCCCAUGAAUUAGCGGCGGCGGAAGUAGUGCGUGAAGCAGAUCACAGAGCGUUGUUCAGGGGCGCCUCUCUCGCCACCGCAGUACUGGAUGAGUUUAUGCAUGCUCUGUGUAAACCUUUCUUGCAGGCGGCGAUAUCCGAAACAGUGCAGAAGUUAAUAGACGCGAAGCAAUCGGCAGAAUUGAAUCCAACUAAAAUGGACUCGCCUGAUGAUGCUUGUAACAACGCCGAGUUUCUGCUCAUGAUACUUGACCAGAUAACAUUAUCGAUAUUUACGUCUCCCGAGGCGUGCCCUCGGCCGAUCCGUUAUUUGUGCGGGUGCUUGCAGCGCGCGGCCGUCGCGAAAUGGCCCAACGAGAGAUUUGUCCGGACACGGGUUGUUUCUGGUUUCAUAUUCCUUCGCCUUAUAUGCCCAGCCCUAGUGGAGCCCCGAGCGUGGGGCCUACUGAGUGCCGCCCCACCACCCCACGCCCAGAGGUCACUGCUCAUGGUCGCUAAAUGUCUGCAGAAUCUCGCUAAUCUCGUGGAGUUUGGGGCAAAGGAGCCAUAUAUGGAAGUUGUAAAUCCAUUCAUUUUGAAGAAUAAGGAACGAAUGGUCGUGUUUUUGGAUCAACUUAGCUCAGUACAAGACCCGGGAAACGUACAGACAAAUUCUAACAAUAACUUCGAUAUAGCCAAAGAGCUGGCUACAAUACAUCACAUCUGUGUGUCUCACCUAAGUGAGCUGCAGACUUUGUCGAAAAGUCAACCCGCUAUACGAAAACUGGUCACUGUAACGGAAAUGCUGACGAAACACAAGCAUAAGUAUCUGGAGAUGAUCAGAUAGGAUACGCCUUUACGUCACACAGGGUAAAAGCAAGAAAGCGUAGAGGUAGUCGCCUUCGGGUCUUAGUCGUACGCGUGUAGUCAUUUUAGCUUUAGCGUUUAUUUAACUUUCACAUUUGGGCGUUACAAUAUCAGAGAAUAUAAACAGUAUGGAAAUUCGAUUCUAGUUGACAUCGAUUAUUAAAUAAAUAUUAACUCAAUUAUCGUGUCAGGAGAAGUAUGAAGAGAUCAACGUAACGUGACGUCAGUCAAAUUAAUUUAAUUUAAUUAAUAAAGUAAUUUAGCAUAGAUAACGCUUCAUAGAAGUAUUUUUUUUAAUUGGCCUGAGAUAAUGAACUAUUUAUAAAGAUAUGUUCCCAUUUUAAUUAGGGAUGCAUCGAUACGCCAUUUGUCGAUACGAUACCGAUACUCUUACAGAUAUCGAUACCAACGCUUAUUGAAUUAAGAUAAAAUAUAUCAAGUUUGGUUUAAAGUUUUUAAUUUUUAUUAUAAAAUAUAGACACUCACAAUCUUUGAAUAGGAUUAAAGGUUUAGUUAUUUAAAUUCAGAAAUAAUUAAAAUUAACAUUGCUAAGAUUAUUUUAACUCUGUAUUUCAUUCAAUUUGAUAACGAAAAAUACUACGCGCCAUAGCAGUUUAAAUCCAACUAGUGUCUAGCGAAAUGGGAUACGCGGGGAUAAAGCGUCCGAGUCUCGAUUGCAAGGCGCUAGAUUAAACUAGAUGCACGUCUAAAUUAAUUUUUUAAAGCGCGGAUACCGAUUAAUGGGCAUCAUUAAAAUAUCGAUAUAUCGGUAUCGGAUGCAUCCCUAAUUCUGUUUUUUUUUU